Messenger RNA from Penicillium odoratum, 2643 nucleotides. RefSeq names its product polysaccharide lyase family 26 protein. Lineage: Eukaryota; Fungi; Ascomycota; Eurotiomycetes; Eurotiales; Aspergillaceae. The record is from RefSeq and is a predicted model, not a curated record. The transcript has a single exon. The coding region runs from base 1 to 2643 and encodes 880 amino acids.
AUGAGUAACAACCUGCGAUUCCUGGACCGUAGUGACCCCAUCCUCAAAAAUGGGGCCUGGUGCCUUCAAAAUGGGGUUUCGUUUGGAAUGUCAUGGCCAAAAGGUCUCUACUUUACAAAUCAGACAUUUGUGAUUGAAGAUGGCGUCAAUCGAUGGCCUCUAGACUCCCGAGAGGGUGCAUAUUGGGCUGAUGGAUCUCUCAAAUGGACCGCUCAUUCGGUCUCCGGCGAUGUUGGCUUUAGUGAAGAGUACACGGUAAAAGGCGCGCCACACCCAACGGAGAUUCCACGAGGCAUGAAAGUCGAGCAACAAGGUUCCAGUCUCGUGGUGACUACCCAGGGGGGACUGGUCUUGAAAUUUGCAGCUCAAGGUAGUCAAUCGAUUCUGGAGAGUCUUACACUCAAUGGACGAUCGCUUUGCUCAAAUGCCACGGUUAUCGCAUCUAUCAACAGGAAAGAUUACACGACGCGCGUGGAUGCGGUGGGAGUUGAAAAUAUCACCUUCAGCAGGGCCGUGAUCAAAGUUACUGGUGUGGUAGAGGCCACUGUCUCUCAUCUCCCCUUUGACGUGCGAUUCUAUAUUCAUUCCAAUGCCUCAUCUGUCAAGAUUAUUCACUCCUUCAUCCACGACCUCGAUGCCAAUGAACCUUUGACUUCACUUGGACUGCAGUUCGUUGUUCCCCUUGCAGAGACCGAGCUUUACAACCGUCAUGUCCGUAUAGGGGGACCAUGGGACGGGGGUAUUCUAAAAGAAGAAGUCAAAGGAUUAACUGGACUGCGCCAUGGCCCCACAACCCAAAAUCGAAUCGACCAAGCCGCUGGGAAACCAGUCAACUUGGUUGAAAGGGAGUGGACUCGGACAAAUUUAGCCAAGGGACUAUCAUACAUUCCAGCCUGGGAAUCGUAUUCACUUUCUCAACUUUCAUCCGAUGGUUUCACAAUCAAGAAACGCACCAAGCCAGGCUGCUCCUGGGUCAAAGUUAACGGAGGGAGAAGAGCGGAUGGAACCGCCUACAUUGGAUCAGCUCAAUACGGUGGACUGGCAGUGGGAAUGUCUGACUUUUGGGAGCGCUAUCCCACGCAGUUGGAUCUAAGCGACUUGGCGUCCGACCAAGGCAAAGUCACAAUUUGGCUAUACUCGCCACUCGCUGAGCCUCUAGAAACGGGACCAUACCACGGUGGACUUGGAAUGGAUACAUACGAGAAACAACUGGAGGGUCUUAAUGUAACGUAUGAGGAUUUCGAGCUUGGAUUCGCCUCUGCAAAAGGCAUUGGAAGAACAAACCAAUUUUUUCUCAGACCAUUUACCUCGACACCUUCAAUUGAAGAACUUAGUCAGUUUUCAUCACUGGUUCGAAAUCCACCGCGUCUAGUGGCUACGUCAGAGCAUCUACAUUCCACUGGUGCAUUCUACGGGUGUUGGGCUCCUUGCACACGAAUUUUACGCUGUGAGCCUAACUAUCGAGAGAAUGAGAUCGAGAAGAAUCUUGAAAUUUUGUUCAAUUUCUAUCAAGGCCAAAUUGAACAUAAUAGAUGGUACGGUUUCUGGGAUCAUGGAGAUGUUCAACAUACCUACGAUGCAUUUCGAAAUGCCUGGCGAUAUGAUGUCGGUGGUUUUGCUUGGGACAACUCUGAGCUUUCCACCGACUUGUGGCUCUGGCUAUACUUUCUACACAGCGGAAAAGGUGACGUGUUUCGGAUGGCCGAGUCUAUGACGAGACAUACCGGCGAAGUUGAUGUGUAUCAUACGGGCAAGUUCAAAGGGUUUGGAACUCGCCAUGGUGUCCAGCACUUCAGUGAUAGCUCGAAGCAACUCCGCAUUUCCAAUGUGUUAUACCGGCGCAUUUAUUUCUACCUCACAGGGGAUGAGCGUACCGGUGAUCUCAUUUCAGAGCUUCAAGAAUGCCAAAAUGCUCUCUUGACAUUGGAUUCGCACCGAAAAGUCCAGGAACACGCAGGUAUACCGGAAGGAUUCGCCAUGACAAACAUCGGUCUCGAUUGCGGCCCUCUCGCCGCGGCUUGGCUGACUUCAUGGGAGCGACGAUCAGAGGGAUGGGCUCAUUCCAGAGACCUUUUGAUCAGGCUCAUGAAUGGAAUCUCCGAGCUCAAACACGGCAUGGCAAACAAUGCUGUUUUAUUGAAUCCUAGCAGCGGCGAAAUACGAGAAUGCCCGCCUCCUACUCCAGAGUGGGCGAUCUCUCAUCUGUCCAUGCUAUUUGGGUUUCCCGAAGUCUUCUCGGAGUUGUUCCUUUACGCUCGAAGUGAAUAUCCAGAAACGGUGGAGCGGUUCAUGAAGGUCUGGCUGCGUUACUGUCGGGCAUACAAUGGAGGUGCCGAUGUUCAACGGGAAGAGUUUGGCUUUGAGUUUCCAUCUCACGCGACAUGGCGACAGAGUCAUUCCACUCUCACGGCAUUUGCGGCGAUAGAGCAGAAUUGUCAUGGUCUUGGUCAAGCAGCUUGGGAGCAGUUCUUUACUACUGAUGGUUAUACGAUUGACUAUGAUUGGGGUCAUUAUAAGGCUCUCAUCAGUGGAAAACAAAUUACUGGCAGAGAGGUAGUCUUGCUGUCCACAAAUGAGGCAGCUCGUUACGGUGUAUCUGCUAUCUCCAAUCUUGCAACCAUCCGGAGGUACCUUGAGAAUUAA